UGUCGGGGUGUUUUAUUGUGUCUAUACCAUCGAAGGAAAAGUUUUAAAGUUUCGUGUACAAUUUUAAUAUACCAAGACUGUGUGUGGUUUGACUCUUGUUCUGCUACAAAAUUUCUAAACAAUGAGUGCCACAGCAGAAGAAUGUACAUCAGCCCCGAAAGAGCUAUCGUUUGCAGAAAAACAAGCGGAGCGCAUGAAAAGACUUCGAUCAUUGCACUCUGCUAGAAACGAAGCAAGAACACACAACCACCAAGAAGUGAUUGCUGAGGAGGCUCGGAAAAAACUGCCGCCGAACUACGAGGCCAAGCGACGACAAGCUGAAUGGCUGCUCGACGACCAAGCAAAGCGUCAAGACGCAGAGAAAGCAGGGAAAGAUUACGACAGAGUGAAACUGUUAAACAUAUCAGCAGUAGAGGCUGAGCGACUCGAACGUAAAAAGAAGAAGAAGAAUCCUGAUGAAGGAUUCUCCACAUACGAACAAGCUACAGUGAGGCAAUACAACAGGCUGGUUAAAAAUAUGCCGGCGGCUGAUAUGGAGCAGUAUGAGAAACAGAAACAGAAGUAUGGCGCAGCGUUCUAUGGUGGACCUAAUGUUAUCAUUCAUGGGAUGCACAAGGACCGAAAGGAAGCUGUCGACAAGAUGGUUGAUGAUCUGGAAGGACAGAUUGCCAAGAGAGCUCGCUUCUCUAGGAGACGCGUCUAUAACGAUGAUGCAGAUGUCGACUACAUCAACAACAGAAACGCCAACUUCAACAAGAAACUGGAGAGAUUUUACGGAGAGCAUACAGCAGAAAUUAAACAGAAUUUGGAGCGUGGUACUGCCAUUUAGUAUUUGUAAACUACAAUUAUACCCUUAGUACAAGUUUCGUUACGUUUAAAGUAAACGAAACGAUAGCGCGUUCUUUCAAUUUCUGAUUUGGUUGGUUUAUUGGAGCCAGCCAAUCCAAGCGCCGAACGCGCUCUUGUAAUGUAAAGUUAAUUAUGUUCUUAGAAUAAAUUGCAGUUAAUUGUAAUGUAAUUGUUAAUGUUUUAGAGAUACUGUAACACCACAAGAAUGUGAAAAGUUUACUUGGGCUCAUAGUGCA
Spodoptera frugiperda (fall armyworm) is the source of this 1085-nucleotide messenger RNA. RefSeq names its product pre-mRNA-splicing factor Syf2-like. NCBI's taxonomy places the organism in Eukaryota, Metazoa, Arthropoda, Insecta, Lepidoptera, Noctuidae. The record is from RefSeq and is a predicted model, not a curated record. Gene Ontology annotation, cellular component: catalytic step 2 spliceosome; post-mRNA release spliceosomal complex; Prp19 complex. The transcript has a single exon. The coding region runs from base 122 to 829 and encodes 235 amino acids.